GAGGAGGAAGUGUCGCUGAGCGGAUCCGACUGAAGAGCCGGCGCUGAUUAGCCGAGAGGACAGGCAGAGGAGGGGGGGUGGUCAACGAGGCGCAGAGGCUCCAGUUACCGGUGCCAGCGUGAAUGUGGCACGGGAUCCCGGUCCUCCUGGCACCGGGGGUUGAUCCACGGGUCCAGCGGGCUGGGACUCAGAACACGGGACCCUGAGCAGCCGUCCAGCGGGAGGACUCUGCCGGGGCUUGUGGGGGGGUAUUAUUCUUGCUCCCCUGCCCUGUGACUGGAUCUGCCUUCUCAGUCUGCUCCCUUUCCCUGUUUUACUCUCUCUCUCUCUCUCUCUCUCUCUCUCUCUAUCCCCUUCUUAUCUCUCGCUCUUACUCCGCUUGACACACCACUCUCGCUCCACGGCGAGAGCAGUAGCAGCUGGGAGCCUCGGGCCAAGGUUUCCCUCCCGGGUAAAGGGGGGGCUUCUCCUCCUGGACAUGUGAGGGCGCCGCGGACCCCCCUUUGGAGAAGAGGACCGAGAGGGGGGGGGGGGGCAGAGGACGCGGAGCUCCCGGAAUCGGAACCCUUUUGUCCGUUGAAGCUUGUUGAUCAGGGGGAGUUUGGGGGCCAUAGGUUUGGGGGCGUGAAUGUGCCGGGGGGACGGUCGGCGGGCGAGGGGGCGUGCCGGACACCGGGGCCCCCCGGAGAUUCAUGUGGGCCCCCGACCCGCAGGCCUGGCUGAGGGAUGACGCCGUCGCCGCUGCACUAGGUGCUCUGCGGGCAGCCAUGGCACAGGAGGGGCACGGUGGCGAGGCGGGCGCCCCGUCCGGGGGGAGGCGCUGUCGCCGCCCGCGUCGCCCGGGAAGUGGGCCACCAGCCCAGUUGUCCAGGACACGGCUGCACGGCCUGCGGCAGGUCUGCUCCGCCGGGGCCUCCCUGGGCCGCCGCGCCUUCUGGCUCCUGGCGCUGUGCGCCUCCCUGGGGCUGCUCCUCUCCUGGUCCUCCAACCGUCUCCUGCACUGGCUCUCCUUCCCCACCUAUACCAAGGUGCACAUGGAGUGGGCCAAGGAGCUGCCGUUCCCUGCUGUCACCGUGUGCAACAACAACCCGGUGCGCUUCCAGCACCUCUCCAAGAGUGACUUAUACUUCGCCGGACACUGGCUGGGCCUCCUACUGGCCAACCGGACCACGCGGCCCAUGGUGGUGGACCUGCUGCACGACGAGCGGCUGGCCUGGUUCCGGAAGCUCUCUGACUUCCGCCUCUUCCUGCCGCCCCGGCACUUCGAGGGCACCAUCUUGGAGUUCAUGGACCGGCUGGGUCACCAGCUGGACGACAUGCUGCUCUACUGCAAAUUCCGCGGCGAGCCGUGCGGCCCGCAGAACUUCUCCGCCGUGUUCACCAGGUACGGGAAGUGCUACACAUUCAACGCGGCAGAGGAGGGUAAGACGCUUCGCACGACGAUGAAGGGCGGCACGGGCAACGGGCUAGAGAUCAUGUUGGAUAUCCAGCAGGACGAGUACCUACCGGUGUGGGGCGAAACAGAGGAAACGGCGUUCGAGGCCGGAAUCAGGGUGCAGGUGCACAGCCAGUCCGAGCCGCCAUUCGUCCACGAGCUGGGCUUCGGAGUCGCUCCCGGCUUCCAGACGUUCGUCGCCACACAAGAGCAAAGGUUGUCUUACCUGCCCCCACCAUGGGGCGAAUGCCGGUCAAGGCCCCCGGAGUCGGGCUUCUUCCCGGUGUACAGUGUGACGGCCUGUCGCAUCGACUGCGAGACGCGCUACAUUGUGGAGAACUGCAACUGCAAGAUGGUGCAUAUGCCUGGAGAUUCUCCAUUCUGCACUCCCGAGCAGUACAAGGAAUGUGCGGAGCCAGCACUGGCGACCCUCUCCGAGAAGGAGAGCACCAACUGCAUCUGUCGAACCCCCUGCAACUUGACCCGGUACAACAAGGAGCUGUCCAUGGUGAAGAUCCCCAGCAAGACAUCGGCCAGGUACCUGGAGAAGCGCUUCAACAAGUCCGAGAAGUACAUCGCGGACAACAUCCUGGUCCUGGAUGUGUUUUUCGAGGCCUUGAACUAUGAGACCAUAGAGCAGAAAAAGGCCUACGAAGUUGCCAGCUUGCUCGGUGACAUCGGGGGACAGAUGGGACUGUUCAUCGGCGCAAGCAUCCUCACCAUCCUGGAGCUCUUUGACUACGCGUACGAGGUAAUAAAGGACAGACUGUUGGACAUGUUGAGCCGGGAGGAAGAGGAAGGCAGCCGGGGCGAGGAUGUGAGCACUUGUGACCCUAUGGUGAACCAUUCGGAAGCAAUCAGCCACACAGUCAGCGUGCCGCUGCAGACCACACUGGGGACACUGGAGGAGAUCGCCUGUUAACAGCGUUAAGGGCCGUGUCUCGACUCCUCAGCUUUGGCCCCGUUACCCUGGAGACGGGGAGCAGCAGGGCACGCAUGCCAGGCACUGAACAGACACAAUGGCAUACAGGAGGCACGACAGACUUGGGGACCGAGUUGGUGCCAAAUUUAUUAUUUUUUUGUGUGUCCCUUUUCGACGUUCAGCACAAAUGGGGACUGGGGACUUGUCUCCUCCAGUCUGCUGCCCCGCUGGUGAUGGAGCGAAGGGAACAUUCUGCUCCUCCGCUCAUUCCCCCCCGACUGUGACUCAUCCUGGACACUACCAAAAACGGGAUGGAGGGGGGAGGGAGGGACACAACCUGUACAGACGUUUUUGUGUAUACGAGUCACCUGUGCCGUUCAACACAGUUCACAGCCUACUGCCAGAUGUACAUCGUAAACUGUCCGACAUGCAUGUCUGUUGUUUGGAUACUGUUUUUACUGAUGCCAUGACUCUUGUGUUGCUUAUCUUGCACUGUCUCCCCCCCCCCCAUGACAAUAUAGCGACCCAAGUGAGGUAUGCUAGGCUUUUGAGGCCAUCUUGCCAAGCAGGUGGGUCUGCAGUUGGGAAGGCAGCAGUCUGUCAAUAUACCAUCAUAAACAGCUUUCCGUGUUAAUUAAAUGGCGUGUGCCGUGAGCUUCGUGUGUCGUCCGGGAGUUACACUCAUUUCUAGUCACGGAGUUUCGUUGACCGUCGGCCGCAUCCGUGCCACCAUAAGAUCCGCAGCUGAAGGAACGCCGGAUGGAACCACAAGGGUGUGGAGGUAGAGUGAGUGUGAACAAGCAGCAACAACAGAGGUCAGCGUUGGGCAGUGGGGUAACAACUUCCUUUGAAUGGCACCUACACACCAGAGGCUGUAGUUCAGCUUUUAAUAACCACCUCCCUCUCCAAGCUGCACAACUAAACAUACAUAAGCUCCCACACGAGCUAAUCACCAAAAAGGCAGUAGCAUGUCCAUUUUGUUCCAGCACAUUCUUACAUCCUCUGCGUACUAAUGACUUAUAUUUCUGGAAAUUUCCAUUUAUUGCAUCCCGUUUAUUCUUCCUUCAACCUGACAUAAAAAUGUCUUCAUCGUGCUUCUAUCUGAGUAGUUAUAAGGCAACCUCACUUUUGUGUUGUCUUUCGCUGUUUGACAUUGCAACAAUGGUGAACUGUUGUGAAACGAGGACUAACGUGGAUUGCGAAAACACACACCAAGCUGCCAUUCGGUACUUUGCGCUUGCUUGGUGGAGAGGUCGGCAUGCAGAUGCAGUCCCCAAUCCUGGGAUUAAGGAACCCUGACUUUACAAAGUGUAAAUGAAAACACAUUGGUUUGUUUUUACGCCUAUUAAAACGGUGGUCUUAUAUAAUCAGUGAAAACAGGCAGUCAACAGUAAGAUCCUGACAAAAAUUUAAGGCAAUACAAAUAACAACGUUUUCCGUAUCAUAUAGGCCCCACAAAUUAGUUUGAUCGAACAGCAAAUGUGCAAUAUUUCCAUUUCUCCAUCAAAGAUAAAUAUCAGGAGUAAUACACAGAAUACUAAGAACGGUUAUUGUAGAUUUUCUCUUCCUGCUGAUUAUUAGCUUAACGAAAAAAUUAUUAUAUUAAAAAACCAAACCAGAGGCAUGGCUCUAGGCAGCCAACAGUAGCUAGGUGAAGGGUCAACAAAUGCGAUCAGCUAGCUAAUUCAGAGUGACUGUACAUCGUCUUUUUCCCAUACUUGUUCUCUUUUUGGGGACAGAAAUAUGCCUGAAAUGUCCAGAUUUUACUUUCUUUCAUGCUGACAUUUGCUUUCUACAGUCAGAAUGCUGUAUGUGUAUUUGCGUUGCCUCUCUUUGCGUUCUGUCCACACUGUCCUGUUUUGCAAAGCAAGAUAUCGUCAUCCUAGCUCAUUUUAGCUAGCCAACAAGUGAAAGCUUACCUUAUAGUUAAUUACUUUGUUCCUGUGAGUGGGGGGAAGAUUGUUUGAUGGCAAGUUUUGUUAUUUCCCACUUAUAUGUACUAUCGAUGCAGUACAUGUACAUGGGAGAGCAGACUUUGACUACGUUGGUGUGGACCAUCCAUAAUGUUUGCAUCUAGGUCACUGGGCAGACCGAAGGUGAGUCACUGUUGAAGCAGAACCACAAAACUGUAGAAGGAGAUGGUGUCAACGCCCUCACCAGUUAUAAGUGUUAUAUAAAAAAAAAGGUACAUCUUUUUUUAGUCAGAAGCUGGCACCAGGAGCAGGAAAAUUCAAUACGCUAGAAUUUCCGGGAUUGAUUCCUUUUCCAUUUACUAUAAGACUGCACCAUUAAACUAUACCGAAGACACUCGAAAUGUUUGGUAACGAUAACGAUGAUUCAUAGCUUAAUAUCAGGCUAACAUCUAGAGGCUAAACUCAAUGUAAAAUUAAUGAUCUCCUCUGUUUCAGCACCUCAUCUAAGUUCAUUAAAACCAGAUAUCAGACCUUCAUCUUAUCAGGAUUAUGCUCAUGUGUAUGACAAAUAGUCCCCCAACUCAUCGCCUGAACAUUAUAAGUCUGCGUUUUCAUGGCCUUGCGAUUAGCAAGUCGUUGAUGGAACUAUGUCGUGUAACAACCGUUCGUGUCAUUAGGAUGCCCGCAUGCCUAUUGGCUGACAAUUUAUGGAGGAAACUGUAAAACGCUACAUAGCCGUUCCAAUUUCAUGUUCCUUAUGGUUGGUGUAACUAGCCAAUUAACUUUUGAGAGUGUAAACAAUCUAAUAAAUAUAUUUCCCUGUAACUUACCUGCUGCUGUGGCCAAGCAAUGUGAUGGGGAUUCUUUACUGUUGACGCUGUCAUGUUAUUUAAGAAGAAAACUGGAUAGAUCCGGGCACUGCACCCACAUCUCGCCCUCGUAUCCUUCUCAGCGUGAUCGCUGCCGCUCCAGAUCAGUAAUUGGACUGUUUCUCUCUGUCAGUGUUUUCUCACUGUACAAACAUGUUAAUAAAUGCACAUAUCAAGUA
Molecule: messenger RNA, 5318 nt
Organism: Paramormyrops kingsleyae
Lineage: Eukaryota; Metazoa; Chordata; Actinopteri; Osteoglossiformes; Mormyridae
Gene: asic2
Product: acid-sensing (proton-gated) ion channel 2
Biological process (GO): sodium ion transmembrane transport
Cellular component (GO): plasma membrane
Molecular function (GO): ligand-gated sodium channel activity
Source: RefSeq, a predicted model, not a curated record